UAAUUUAUUUGUUAUUCUCUCAUCUUUUUUUAUGAUUAAUAUUAAUAAGUUUUUAUCUCAAAUUUUUAAUCAAGAACACUUAAUCGAAUACAGACCAACAGUAGAUAAAAUUAAUUCAUUAAGAUCUGAAUUAAGUCAACUAAAAGACGAAGAACUAAAAAAAAAAUCACAAUAUCUUCAAGAACAAGUUGAUAAAGGAAUUUCAUUAGAAGUAAUCUUGCCAGAAGCUUUUGCUCUAAUAAGAGAAGUUUCAAAAAGAGUAAUUGGUCUAGAACAUUUUGAUGUUCAAUUAAUGGGAGGUAUAGCCUUACAUAAAGGCAAAAUUGCUGAAAUGAAAACUGGAGAAGGGAAAACUUUAGUAGCAACUUUACCUGCAUAUUUAAAUUCGCUUUUAAGAAAAGGAGUCCAUAUUGUUACUGUCAACGAUUAUUUAGCUAAACGCGAUUCAGAAUGGGUUGGACAAAUUUAUAGAUUUUUAGGAUUGAAAGUUGGCUUAAUACAAAAUUUUAUGACUAAGGAUGAAAGAAAAAAAAACUAUUUGGCAGACAUUACUUAUGUGACUAAUAGUGAAUUAGGAUUUGACUAUUUAAGAGAUAAUUUAGUAAAAUCUGUUGAUGAAAUUGUUCAAAGAGAAUUUUAUUAUGCAAUUAUUGAUGAAGUAGAUUCCAUUUUAAUAGAUGAAGCAAGAACACCCUUAAUUAUUUCUGGACAAUCAAAUAUAAUAGAUGAAAAAUAUAAAAUAUCUUGUGAAAUAGUAAAAGAGUUGCAAAAAGGUCAUCACUAUGAAAUAGAUUAUAAAUAUAGAAAUAUUAUACUAAAAGAUAAGGGCAUUGUAAAAUGUGAAAAACUUUUAAAUAUUAAUGAUUUGUAUGAUAUUAAAGAUCCUUGGGCUCCCUAUAUUUUAAAUGCUUUACGGGCUAAAGAGCUAUUUCAAAAAAAUGUUCAUUAUAUUAUUAAUAAUAAUCAAAUUAUUAUAGUCGAUGAAUUUACAGGUAGAAUUAUGCCUGGACGAAGAUGGGCAGAUGGUUUACAUCAAUCUAUCGAAGCAAAAGAAAAUUUAGAAAUUCAGAAAGAAACUCAAACUUUAGCAUCUAUUACAUAUCAAAAUUUAUUUUUGUUAUAUCCUAAGCUCUCUGGUAUGACUGGUACUGCUAAAACAGAAGAAGCCGAAUUUAACAAAAUUUAUAAUCUUGAAGUAGUAGUUAUUCCAACAAACAAACCAAUGAUACGGAAAGAUUUAUCUGAUGUAAUUUAUAAAACUGAAUAUUAUAAAUGGAAUGCAGUUUUAUCAGAAUGUAAAGAAAAUUACAGUAAAGGAAGGCCAGUUCUAGUUGGUACAACAAGUGUAGAGAAAUCAGAGCUAAUAUCAAAUUUGUUAAAAACUUCUGAGAUUCCACAUCAAGUUUUAAAUGCAAAGCCUGAAAAUGCUGAAAGAGAAGCUGAAAUUAUUGCUCAGGCUGGAAGAAAAUAUUCAAUUACUAUUGCUACUAAUAUGGCUGGUAGAGGGACUGAUAUUAUUUUAGGAGGUAAUAUUGAUUAUUUAGCAAAAUCUAAUUUACAAUUUAUUUACAAAUCACUAAUUCAAAAAAAUAAUAAUGAUAUUAAUUGUAAUUGCAUAUAUGAUGCAUUAAUAAAAACCUUUGAUAUAAAUUUAUCUUACCAAACACAAAAAGUACUAAAAAAUUUUAUCAUAAAUUUAAAACAAUAUUUGAAUAAUAUUAAUAUAAAUGAAAUAGAUUUUGAAGAAAAAUUAAUUCUUGCUUCUAAAAACUUUAAUCAAUCAGAUUAUCUAUGUCUAGAAAUAAAAAAGGCCUAUCAAUCUUUAAUAUCAGAAUACAAAAUUAAGUUUGUAAAAGAACAUGAUGAAAUUAUUCGUUUAGGUGGGUUAUAUAUUAUAGGUACUGAACGUCAUGAAUCUAGAAGAAUUGAUAAUCAAUUACGUGGUCGGGCAGGUAGACAAGGUGAUCCAGGCUCAUCAAGAUUCUUUUUAUCUUUAGAGGAUUCGCUAUUGAAGACUUUUGGUAGUGAUCGUCUUAUUUCAUUAAUGAACACUUUAAAACUAGAGGAUAGUAUUCCGAUUGAAUCAUCUUUUAUUAAUCAAAGUUUAGAAUCAGCACAAAAAAAAGUAGAAUCUUUUUAUUUUAAUUCCCGUAAACAAUUGUUUGAGUAUGAUAAGGUGUUAAAUACUCAAAGACAAAUUAUAUAUUCAGAAAGAAAAAAAAUUUUAUUAUCUGAUGAUAAUUUGUUGAAAAAAAUAGCCUUAGAAUUUAUAUUAAGCUCCAUAGAUGAUUGUCUAGCUUCACAUUUAGCAAAUGAUUAUAAUAAAAAAUUAAAUUAUCAAAAUAAAGAUAAUAUUGUUAUGUUAUUUGAAGAUUUAUUAUCUUUAUCUAAUAAAUUUAGCAAUCAUUUAAUCAGAAAUAUAGAGGUAAAUGGAGUAAGGUAUUUUUUUCAUGAGCAAAGUCUUGUAAAUUAUGAAUUAAAAAGUAGUUUAAUAAAUAAGUUAGAGAUGGGAUUAAUGAGUGAUAUUGAGCGUUAUUUUUUAUUAGAACAAAUAGAUAGCGAAUGGAAAGAACAUUUAAAACAGAUCGCAAACUUACAGGAAACUAUCGGCUGGAGAAGCUAUGGUCAAAAAGAUCCUUUAAUUGAAUAUAAAAAAGAAAGCUUUAAUUUAUUUGUUAAACUUAUUAUUCAGAUUCGUCAUAAUUUUACAGUAUCUAUUUUCAGAUUUAUACCACUUUUAAAAGAUUAUGAAGCAAUAAAACACAUUUAGAAUAGCCAAAGAAGGGAUUUGAACCCAUGACAACUCAAUUACGAA
Molecule: messenger RNA, 2815 nt
Organism: Galdieria sulphuraria
Lineage: Eukaryota; Rhodophyta; Bangiophyceae; Galdieriales; Galdieriaceae
Product: [pt] preprotein translocase subunit A
Exons: 1
Coding region: 32-2770 (912 amino acids)
Biological process (GO): protein targeting; protein import
Cellular component (GO): membrane
Molecular function (GO): ATP binding; ABC-type protein transporter activity
Source: RefSeq, a predicted model, not a curated record